Messenger RNA from Myzus persicae (green peach aphid), 1306 nucleotides. RefSeq lists its product as uncharacterized. The coding region runs from base 451 to 777 and encodes 108 amino acids. The record is from RefSeq and is a predicted model, not a curated record. Lineage: Eukaryota; Metazoa; Arthropoda; Insecta; Hemiptera; Aphididae. The transcript is spliced from 4 exons.
UGUACCAUACUGCGUGUCGAUCUUUGUGAGUUUCCCGCAGGAACGCUGUGAGUGCAUGGGACAAACGUAAGGACUCAUUCAAGGUCAUGUUUACGCCAACAUCACACCACUGCCGUCUACCACCACCCCUCAAAACAACUUACAACCGACUAAACCAUUCUUUAAUAUACGCAAUAUACCUCGAACGAAAGUAGACUACACAAAUUUCAUAAGAACAAGUAACAACGCCGAAGGUUAAACAGCAGUGAACGCGCACACUAGUUGCAUACGUACAUACCCCCGCGGACUUGAAUAUAAUUAUUUUAACAGUUUUGUUUUUAUUAGGUACCAGCCUAUUAUACUCUUCAAUUUUUGUUUUCACCGUCAUUUGAUCACAGACAAUAAUAGUAAAAACAUUCAAAGAGUACUUGAAGGUUGUAUUGAUAUAAUUGUACCUAUCAUAUUAUUAUAAUGGAGUUCAACUACCACGACGAGGUGCAGAAGACCGACCGUGACGCGCCGCCAACGGCCGAGGGACGCGUGGAUGUCGGCGAUACAUCGGCGUAUAAACCAAGAUUUGGACGGCACGACGCUCACAAACGUCAAAAUACCAUGGGUGAAAUUGUACAAAGUGGUACUGAAACUUCGAAGUUUAAAUACAAUCACGACAAUGAUUUCGUUGAUAGCCGGUUCAAAGAAUUGAUCCCACAUCCUGAAGUUGUUGGUGAACUUCAAACUGAUAGGUAUGGGAAUUCUGUAAAACGGGAUCUCAAAUUCCAUCACAGCACUCUAUGGUAAUAACUAAUAAAUACACAAUAUAGAAAUAAUCAACAGCUUAUAUUUAAUAAUUUUAAUCACUUUCACGUAAUCCAUAUUGUUUUAAAAAUAAUAUAUAAAUACAAGUCUAAAAAUUAAUAUUAGAAGUAAAUGGUUAUUUUUGAGAGCUUAUUUGUAAUGAAUAACUAGUAGUUUCAUUACUAUAAUUUUUAUAAUUUGACAAAGCGUAGGUAUAGUUCACAGACUUAAGUGCGAACGACACAGUGUAAUUACGUCACCACGGUCCACGGCACUGCCAUGUAUAAAAACAUUGUUUGAAGCAAUUGUGGGUGGGUUACUAGUCAUUUUUUCGUAGUCGUAAAUUAUUUUGACAUAAUUUUACAUUAAUUGUAUUAUAUAUUUAGUAAAUGGCGGUAACCCACCCAGUAAAACAAGUAGGUACCUUAUUGAAUACUUGGGUGUUUAAACAUUUUCACAAGUUCACAUAAUCUUUUGUACAAAGUACAUAGGUAAUAUAUUACCGGUACCUACUUUAUAUUUUAUUUUCCAA